Molecule: messenger RNA, 987 nt
Organism: Pelodiscus sinensis (Chinese soft-shelled turtle)
Lineage: Eukaryota; Metazoa; Chordata; Testudines; Trionychidae
Product: chemerin-like receptor 1
Biological process (GO): positive regulation of cytosolic calcium ion concentration; inflammatory response; phospholipase C-activating G protein-coupled receptor signaling pathway
Cellular component (GO): plasma membrane
Molecular function (GO): N-formyl peptide receptor activity; complement receptor activity
Source: RefSeq, a predicted model, not a curated record
AUGGCAGCCUUCGGAGCAGAGGACAUGAUGCACCUGGUCUUCCUGAUGGUCUAUGGCCUGGCCUUCCUCCUGGGCGUGGUGGGAAACGGCUGCAUCAUCUUCCUCACUGGCUUCCAGGGGAAGAAGACAGUCCCUGAUCUAUGGUUCCUCAACUUGGCCAUUGCUGACUUCAUCUUCUCCUCCUUCCUCCCCUUCCGAGUUCUGCCCAGAGCACUGGACUCGCAGUGGCCCUUGGGCAACUUUCUGCGCAAGUUGACCAUUAUCGUCACCUCACUCAACAUGUUCGCGAAGGUUUUCCUGCUCACUCUCAUGAACGCCGAGCACUGUAUCUCCGUGGCCUGCCCCGGGCGGCCCUGGGCCCGCAGCUCACCCCGCCUGGCUUCCGUCGCCAUACUGGUCGUGUGGCUCCUGGCCCUUGCGUUCAGCUUGCGGUACCAGGAUCUGUGGGAGUCCAUGAGCUCAUCUUCAGCCUGGAAAGUCGCCUCUGGCGGGCUGCACCACGUCCCCGAGAGCCUCCCGCUGACAGAAAGGUCGAUGGGCAGCGCGGCGACCCACUUCCUGGCUGGGUUCCUCAUCCCAUUAGCCUUGGUCGUCACUUGCUACGUUCUUCUAGCUGCCACGCUGAGGAGAAGCCAUUUCAGUCCGUCUGAGAAGCCCCACUCGGUCCUCCUUGUCUUGAUGCUGACCUUUUUCCUCUGCUGGCUCCCGUACCACAUCUUCAAUUUCCUGCAGGUCUCAGGGGGCGCACUGCCGGCGGAGAUUAAAACAUCCCUGGACAUCGGCAUCCUCUUUGCUUAUGGCGCGGAGACUUUAGAUCUCGUGGUGUGUGGAGAAAAUCUAGAACACGCCCCGAGUUCAGCCCGAGACCUCAAGCCCCCGAUGGCAAAUACAGAGCCCCCAGGAGUGUUGUUAGCUGGGAUUUCAAGAUGCCCUUCCCCUGUGGAGGAUUAUGCUCUUGCUCUAGACUGGGAUUUUCAGUCCUACUGA